UUUGCAAUUGUCAUAUAAUCGUGUAAUAGGUAGCUGUAAUGUAGGUAAUCAGUUUGUUGUAGUUGUACUAGAUUGAAAAUUAUACCAACACAAUUAAGUCACAUGUUAUGUGUCAUGUGAUUUUCAAACUUGUUCUCUCUUCUCUGAUCUUCAUCAUGGUAAACUUUGUAUCUUGAUUAAAUUAUUUACAAUUCCUAAGUCCAAACUACUUGAACUUUUGUUAUUAAUUUUUCUGAAUUGUACAUUACUUCAGUUCACCACUGAGUUCAGUAAGCCUAAAAAUUUAGUCAUGAUUGUAAGCAAUUCAUUUGUUAAUUUUCUGAAUGGCUUGGAUAAACUGCAAUUGAAUAUCCUGGUUGACCAAGUUUCUGCAGCGUUGGUGCUGCUGCUUAGUAAUUCUACUGCCAGUCUUGCUGAUUUGUUUAAGCUCUCUCUGAGUGGUUCUGGGGAGCAGGCUUUGAUGUCCAGCCUUAGCUGCACUAAAGCCUUUGUACAGCAGCUUGUGCCUGCUGUUGCUGCUCUCAUACUGAAGUGUGGCUCAUUUGGACCAACAGAGAGCCUUGCAAGCUGUGGCUUGAUGCGACCUCCCUCAGAAGUGGUCCUCAGAGCCUACAACAACCACCAGACGCUGCUCGACCCUCUGCUGCACUCCCUGCUCAACAGCGCCCCUUUGAUGGAAUUAUGUGGCGUAUCUCACGAACUGAGCGUGGUUUCUGGCAUCUCUACUCGUUCGCGCCUUUGUGAGCCUCAUGCCUUCCUACAGCUCUCCACCUGCAUUCCACCCCACCUGCAACACCUGCAACGAGCUGCAUCUAACCCCGAGACCACGGAAGGUUCUGAAGAUACAGCUACAGAAGAAGCAAAAAAUGAAGUUAUAUUGGAUCUCUACAAAGACGAUCUCGUCAACUUGCAUAAUAGUCUAGAGGAGAUUCAAAGAAAGCUUGAUUCAUUCCAAUACCAAGGUUAGACUUGACAUGUUUAACCGCUACAAUAUUCGUGAUAUACCUAAGUUGUGUGACGUAAUAUCUUUAAAUUCUACCUGAUAGUAACUUGUUCUUUCAUAUAGUGAUGGUUUACUCAAUUUUGUACGGUUUUCCAAACUGUAGGAUCGUUUUCAAUGACAGGAAGUGGCUUUUAGUUAACAAGAACUAAAUUUUAGGGCAAAAUCAAAUGCCUGUAUGCCGGUUAGGACAGGUAUUUUGGCUCCCAUUUUGCCUUGUAUUUUGAAGUCUUGUGGAGCUUCACUAACAUGAUUAUUUCUAAAGAAACGUAUUUAAAUACUGUUGUUAUUUUAAAUAUUUAUGUAAUACGUUAAUAUAUUCCAUGGAAAAAUUAUUUAUUUAUGCCAGUCAACUGUUUCUCCUACUGUUCUACUAUUCUAUGCUAAUAUUAUGAAUUUUCAUGCAAUUUCUUAUCAAACUUAAGCAUACAAAUGUAAAGAGUAACUAUUUUACUUCAAUAUAAUUCGAACCCAAAAAUUACCUUGAAUAAUUCAAUAGAUAUUACUACUUUCUUUUUUUAAGAUAUGUGAAAAAGCGUCAAUUUUAGUGUCCCAGCCAAAAUUUUCAUUUAACUGUGCCCAUUUUAAUUAGUGGCCAUGGUUGAUGGUGAUAAUGUGCGCGGAAUGAUGGUCAGAUAAUUAGUGAUUGGCUGAGGCAUGAUAACGUAGCCUCAAUUACAAACCUCGGGCCCUGGUGGGUCUUUUUGGGAGGAGUAUUGAAGUGGCAAUAUAAAGCCACUAGCUCCUUCAUGGGUCAAUAAUCGGACUGUUGAUCAGAGAUAAAGAUAUCUAUUACAAGUAUGUCUGAUCGUUAUCUACAUGUUACUUGAUAACAUCACCUAACCAAGCAAUAAAAGUUUCUAUGCUAG
Hyalella azteca is the source of this 1869-nucleotide messenger RNA. RefSeq lists its product as uncharacterized. NCBI's taxonomy places the organism in Eukaryota, Metazoa, Arthropoda, Malacostraca, Amphipoda, Hyalellidae. The transcript has 4 exons. The record is from RefSeq and is a predicted model, not a curated record. The coding region runs from base 290 to 967 and encodes 225 amino acids.